AUCACUCUCUCAUCAACACCGAGCGUGGGCUCCAUAAAUAGCGGAAUUUUUAAGACGCGACGCGAUGGAUGACUGCCCUCCAGAAAUUCUGCUCAUCAUCUUCGACCUCGCCUGCGCCGACGGCGGCGCGACCGCACGCGCGCUCUCGCUCACGUCCAGGUAUAUCAGUGCGGUGGCAGCCCCCUACGUCCACCGCACCCUCGAAAUCUCCGGCAUUUCCUCCAUCGAGCGCGCCUACGCGCACCUCUCCACGCUCCCUGCCGAGCACCGGCGCGUGCACCACCUCUUUGUCUCGGACAAGCAGCUCCGCGACUCCGUGCCGGACGCGGACCUCGUUGCAUCGGAUCCAGAGAGCCUCGCCAGCGUGGAGCUGCACGAGGCCCUGCACCGCAGCAAUGCCGCCGAGGCCCGCGUACUCCCGGACCUCCUAGACCGCCUCCUCCGCCUGCUCGCGCCGUCCCUUCGCACGCUCUCCUGCGUCCUCUUCAACCCGCUCCAGUCCGCCGUCUUCGUCCGCCUCUGCGCCGUCCCCUUCCCCUUCCUCACGGACCUCACCCUCCGCCUCUCCGAGCGCAUCCUCAUGCCCCCGCCCCCCGCCGCCCCUGCCAUGCCCCGCCUCCGCCGCCUCCACUUCGCCAGCAGCCGCUACCUCUCCACCACCGCCGCCCCCGUCCUCGCGCUCUUCGCCGCAGCCUGCCCGCUCCUCGCCCACCUCCGCCUCUCCGACCUGCGCCUCAUGCCCGGCUGCGCCGCGGCCCUCUGCCGCAUGCUCGGCCGCGACCCCGUCCGCGACCAGUACGGCUGGAUCCCGUCCGCAGCGUCCCUCGACCGCGUCGCGCGCCUCCCCGCGCGCGUACGCGCCGUCGUCGUCCAGCUCGAGGACCUCGAGGCGAAGGGCUUCGGCGGCUUCGAGGCGCACCUCGUGCAGAGCGUCGCUGACACGGACCGCGCGGACGGCUUCGUGCUGCUGCCCCGCGCGCCGAGGCGGACGUACGAGCAGUGGGCCGAGGACUGGGCCGCGGUCGCCCACGGCGACUACAGCGCAUGGGAGGCCGUGCGCGCGUGAUGCGCGAUGUCCGUUCGACUCUUGGGCAUGCACGCCCUCCCCCCCAAAAUUCUUUUUUUUAGAUUUAUCCACGCAUUCGAUUUCGUUCUAGCACAUAUCGCCCUCUUCGCUCACGACCCGUUCACGACGACCCCAACGCACGCACUCGACUCGACCUUCGCCUUUGCCUUCGUUCUAAUAUCUCGUAGUAAACCUCUCCCUUCGCGUCGACCGCUAAUAUUCGGCAUGUCUCAUCCUGCCACCACCAUACCAACUAACUCACCACCAUACUUAGUCUCUGUGUAUCCGGACGGAAAGUUCGCUCUUACCCAUCCACCCACCCACCUACCCACUGUAUUUAAAUAGCUCUCACGUACGACGCUCAAUCGUUUAUGCUUCGCGGUUGUCUUCGGGUUUCUUUUUCUUUUUCUUUAUGUAUUAACAAAAGCCAGUAUGCGUACCGAGUCGAGCGCGUCCACGGCGGACGCGACAGAAUAUAAUGAUAAGUCAUGCAAC
Molecule: messenger RNA, 1561 nt
Organism: Heterobasidion irregulare TC 32-1
Lineage: Eukaryota; Fungi; Basidiomycota; Agaricomycetes; Russulales; Bondarzewiaceae
Exons: 2
Coding region: 65-1066 (333 amino acids)
Source: RefSeq, a predicted model, not a curated record